AUGCAGCAACAGAGCGAUGCAGAGGCGGACGUUGCUUCUUGGACGCCGCUUUCGCAGCGUGUGGGUCUCAUCACGCGCAAAAUGGGCAUGACUACGCUGUUCACGCCGGACGGAAAAAAGACGCCCGCAACGGUGCUGUAUGUAGACGGCAACCAGAUCUCGAAACACAUUGGGGUGGAUGAGCUGCAUGAUCCCGGGACGCAGCCGUACAUUGCGGUGCAAGUUGCGGCGGUCGAUGCGCGUGCCAGCAACAUCACGAACCCCAUGCGCGGUCAUUUGCGCGCGGCGGGCAUCACGGACCCCAAGCGUAUUUUGCGCGAGUUUCGUGUGACGCGUGAUGCACUUGUUCCGCUCGGCACCAAACUUUCUGCCGCGCACUUUGUGCCGGGCCAGGAAGUCGACGUGCGCGCCAUUACGCGCGGCAAAGGAUUUGCCGGUGUGAUGAAGCGGCACAACUUUGCCGGCGGCAAUGCAACGCACGGUGCUUCUUUGGCGCACCGCACACCCGGCUCCAUCGGAAAUAAUCAGGACCCCGGGCGUGUAUUCCCCGGAAAGCGCAUGCCCGGUCGCAUGGGCGGCACUGCGCACCGCACGGUCCAAAACCUGCGUGUAUUGCGCGUCGAUCUUCGCAAUGAGCUCGUCUUUGUCAAAGGACCCGUGCCUGGACCCGACGGCGGCAUCGUCGAAGUCCGCGACGCGCUGAAAAACCUGGUCAAGAGCGCCUACUACACCUACCGAAAAGGCAAGACCUCCACCGGUGCGCUGCUCGAUCCUGCCAAUGGCGUCGCGCAGUACCUCGGCAACGGGCUGCAGGACCUGCCAUUUCCCGCAGGCACAGAUGCGCUCGCCGCUGCGCUGCCCGACGUGGUCGAAGCGGACAAAGAGGCGCUCUAG
Messenger RNA from Malassezia vespertilionis, 894 nucleotides. RefSeq lists its product as uncharacterized. Gene Ontology annotation, cellular component: mitochondrial large ribosomal subunit; ribosome. Lineage: Eukaryota; Fungi; Basidiomycota; Malasseziomycetes; Malasseziales; Malasseziaceae. The transcript has a single exon. Gene Ontology annotation, molecular function: structural constituent of ribosome. The coding region runs from base 1 to 894 and encodes 297 amino acids. The record is from RefSeq and is a predicted model, not a curated record. Gene Ontology annotation, biological process: translation.